Messenger RNA from Diatraea saccharalis (sugarcane borer), 1964 nucleotides. NCBI's taxonomy places the organism in Eukaryota, Metazoa, Arthropoda, Insecta, Lepidoptera, Crambidae. The record is from the annotation of a GenBank genome assembly.
UUGAUUUCUUCGUCUUUUAAAUAUUGCUUUAAGAAGCUUCAUUAAAACGUUAAUUAUAUUUUGAAUUCUGAAUAGAUAUCACUCACAAAUAGUACCUAUAAUCAAUUCGAAUUACCUCUAAGUGCAUUUACCAUAAAUAGAAAAUGUCUGAAAAACAUGCAAAGAAACAUAAAGGUUCAGGACCUUCGGCAAUUGGAAAGUUAUAUCUUUUAUCAUACAAUGGAAUACAGACUCUGGGAUGGGCAUAUCUCCUGUGUAAUUCGGUUUUAUAUUUUUUAAAUCGUGGUACACUUCAAGGAUUUUGGAAUGAAAUAAAAUGGACAGUAAUAAUAUUUCAAGGUGCUGCAGUUUUAGAAGUGGUACACUCGAUGAUCGGGCUUGUGUCGUCGGGAUUUAUGGUGGUGUUAAUGCAGGUGUACUCGCGCGUGUUUCUCGUAUUCGGUGUGCUGCUUAUCACCCAUGGUGGCGCCACAAGUCCUGGUCUGCCGCUCUGUGUGCUCGCCUGGUCAAUCACAGAGAUAAUUCGCUACUCUUACUACGGAUUGAAUUUGAUGAACGCCAUCCCUGAAACUUUGACGUUUUUGAGAUAUUCCACAUUCCUGAUUUUAUACCCGUUGGGCAUCACAGGUGAACUUCUAUGUAUGUAUCACUCUUUGGAUGAAGUCAAGGAGAAGAAGUUGUUCACAUCGACAAUGCCCAACCAGUGGAACUAUAUAUUCGACUACUAUUACUUUUUGAUUGUGUAUAUGCUUUUAUAUAUUCCAUUCUUCCCGUAUCUAUUCUCACAUAUGUUGUCACAAAGAAAAAAAGUUCUCGGUGGCGACAAACAAAAAAUUAAGUAACUAUUAAAUUGUGUUUAUUGAAAUGUUAUUUAUGUAAUAAAAAAUGGGUUGGGCCUAUAAUAUAAUGCAUUUUAUUGUAAUUGUGUUAAUUGACAUGACAAUAUUACAAUAAGUAUUUAAUUGUAUGAGGUGAAAUAUUAUAAUAAGUAUUUGAUUGUAUGAGUAAAUGGAAAUAAAGAAAAUGUGUAUAACUCGCUGGGUUUAUAGAUAUUGAGUAAGAGUUGCCUAACGCAUUUAUAUUUUCGCAAACGCUAUUAAAAUGUUUUAAUGUUCAGGUUAUUCAUUGUAUUAUACAACACUAACUUUUUAUGAUUUUCGCAUUAAAUUAAGAAGGGAGUUUUUAUCGCAUGGGACUUAAAAGCUAAGUAUUGGGCUCCUUAGUCGGGUACAUUUCAAAUCGCUGUGUCUUGGCACUGAAAUAAAUAAUGAAAUAGCGGCGGUUUUAGUUUAAUGGAAUAGAAUGGUUUUACGCUAUUCUAUAAUUCUAAACUAAAAUAAAUUUAGUAGUUUGUAAGUGUAUAAAAUAUUUUUGUAAUCAUUGGCUUACGGUGCUAAACACGGAUUUUUAUCUCCAUGAAUUUGUCAUACAGAUACUAAUUGUAACAUUAUUUUUUAUUACGUUCUGAAAUUUUUGUUUUAAUUUAUUGGUUACAAAUAAUUAUUUAAAUGGUUCUAUCAAAUAUAAUUCAAUAUAAUCGAAUGCAUAAUUUUCAAAAUACUAUAAAUAAAAUAUUAUUUAGCCACUUCCUGUUAGUGGGUCAUGUUUGGAAUCUCCAAUAAUUAUAACUAAAAUUGAUAUGUAAAAACACCCGUUUAUUUUUAUGUUUUGUUAUCAUUUCAGUUUCUUGUAUUGUUAUUACUGUGUCGAUGUUUUAUUUUUAUUUAUUAUCAUUAAAGUUUAAUUUUUAAAGUUGCUGUUGAUUUUUAUAGAUUGCCUGUCUGUUAAUAAAUGUUUAAAAUAAUUUACAUUGAAUAAUAAUCACUUUUCGAAGUGGUACAGGGUCUGAUAUGAUAUUUACGUUUAAGUUAAAUAUUUAUUAUAAUAGGUGAGGGGUAAUCAAAUAAAAGUUUUAAUACAAACUUAUAAUUGUUAUUUUAAUUAUCCUCUUCAGAAUAGGUAUG